Pocillopora meandrina is the source of this 2610-nucleotide messenger RNA. Lineage: Eukaryota; Metazoa; Cnidaria; Anthozoa; Scleractinia; Pocilloporidae. The record is from the annotation of a GenBank genome assembly.
ACCCCGCAGAAGCGUGGAGUUCUGAAGAGAUUAGACACUGUCGAGGUUGUCAUUGGGGAUGGCGGCUUCCUUUACUGCAUGGAGCGGCGUGGUUAUGUUAAAGCAGGCGCCUGGACACCAGAGGCUACUGUAGAACACCCAGAAGCUGGUAAGUAAAGGGAAAUAAGUCAAAUGUUACCCUGCCGUCGAGCCUUGAAGCUUGAGGUUUGAUUAAGAUGCAAAUGACCUCAUCACCUUCAACAAGAGGCGAAGGUGUUACGGCCCCUGCUGCCUCUCUAAUCAUCGGAUCAGCAGACAAUAUAUUUCUCCUCUUUAGACUGUUAAUCUUUGUUUUGACGUCAUUGUACGAAUGAAAAACCCUCGUGUAUUGCCCUUGUCUUCCAAUAAUUUCACAAAUGCAAAUUUCUAUCGAAUCGUUCAGUCAUGACCCCGAUCAAGAGAUUGUAAUAGAACAAGAGAAUAUCAGCUGUUGAUACUCUCUUGAAUGUAAUCUCUUGCCCCGAUAGACGACGAGUAAUUGAUCUGGGGGAAUGCGUGACCAAACAUUUCACUGACAGCAUGAAUCUCUAAUUUGUUGCAGUUCGACAGCUUCACAGUGAAUUUCUGAGAGCCGGAGCUAAUGUAAUGCAAACAUUUACAUUUUAUGCCAGUAAAGACAAGCUGGAAAAUCGCAGCCAUUCAGCUGGACAGAUCGGGGUUAAAAAAAGGGUGUAACGCUUUAAAAACCUAAUUCAUGCAGUUGUGUGAUUAUUCCAUUGUCAACUGGUUCUAAGCCCGACGAUCCGCCUUCCCCAUAAGAUCAAACCGUUCACGCCAAAAACAAAAUAAAUACAUAGAUAAAUGAACAUGUCAAUAGAUAAGGUAAUAAAAUUUAAGAAGUAAAGAACAGUGGGCUAAGUUUUAAUCUUGGACCUAAAAAUUUAAGAAAGACUUUUAGGAACUUUGAAAGAGCUUGAACCCAAACUAAACACUUCAGACAUGACUAGCACAUAGUGAAAGAACCGAAACAGCCAAACACCUCUUGACUCUGUACUCUAUAUAUCUAUUUGAUUUAUAGUAUGAAGCCAUAAACCAAUCUGCGUGCGUACUGGCAAGGGAUGUGGCCAGCAAAGGAGAUGCUCUGGUGGCGGGGAACAUCUCACAGGUGCCGGAUUAUCUAAGCGGGCCUGGAAAGGAGGUAGUGCAGAAAGAAGACAAACGGAUAUUUUUGUCCAGAAUGACGUCGAUUUCUUGAUAGGGGAGGUAUACAACUAAAACUUCCAACUAUUAUUCCCAAUCGAUGUGUACGCAGAGCCAAGAAUUUCUUAUUUUGGCACUAUGUAAUCGCCAUAGACAAUUACAACUACGUUAUUUUUUGUAGUAUCUCACUAUUUUAUUUUUGUUAUUUUGUUGUUGUUCUCAUGGAGAAGGGUAGGGAAGGGGAAGGUGAGAUCACAUCAGAACAACAUCUCUCCAUUUCAACUGAUAAGGAGAAAUAGUUUCCAAAGCGUUGAGUUUUUCUCUUCUCUUUUUCAGUUGACUCUCUUGGUCGCACAGGAAUGAGUAUAUUUCAAUUUUGUUAACAGUUUAACUUGUUGUGGUUCAUUGUUUCAUUUAUCAACUGUUUAUGUAUAGGUAUGUUGAGCAAGCCGAAUGGGCAACAGAAGUGAUAAAGGCCAGAGGGAAACCAGUCGUUGUGUGUCUGUCCAUCAGUUUAGCCGGCGAUAUCACUGGUAUUCUGCCUGGGGAAUGCGCUGUUAGAGUAGCACGUGCUGGUAAAAUCCCAGCAUUUGUUUAGCUGUCAUGAAAGAAAUGAAGACUGCUUUGGAAAAAGAAGGUCUUCAACGCCAUCUGGUAGUGUUUGUUAUCACACCCCUGAGCUGACAUAUGACCGCAUAGGAUUGUCUGGUCUGCCUGAGUUCCCAUUUGGUAUGGUAUAGUUUCCAAAAAAUUGAUAGUCGAGAUAGCUAUGAGGUGAAUAAUCGAAUGCCACAUCUCAAGAAAGGCGUUGGCCCAUGGUUAUCGCGCUUUUUUUUACGGAUUUAAGCCCUGUAUUACUGGUUUCGCCAGCUUGAAAUGUCAAGGCAUCUCAAAAAUAUAUUGGGUGGUCAAUGGAGAUUCAAAGGUCUCAAAGAGUAGUAUCAUGCCUUGUUAAUUAAUGCCAUGCUAAGCCGAGUUCAGCUCUGGUUUUGCAGUGCGCUCGCUUUUCCCUCCUCUUUACUCACUUCUCUACACUUUCGUAUGCUACUGAUACCUAUAUAUGAUAUCAAAACAUCUUUCUUCAUUCCCUUGCUACCUAGCUCUUGAAUCUCGCCUAAUGAGCCGCUGGGACGUACAGAAGUACGCUCGUGAGGCGUAUGACAUGGGAAUCAGGUACAUUGGAGCCUGCCGUGGAUUUGAGCCUUAUCGUGUUCGAGCCAUAGCGGAAGAGGUGAGACAAACAUCAUUUGCCAUCAGUUUUUUUCUCUUUCAUAACUUUUAAUUUAGUUCUACUCGGUAUGUUUAACUUUUAAUGUCACUUUUUUCAAGCUCGCUAAAGGGAGGGGUAAAUUACCUCCAGCUAGCGAGAAGCAUGGCCUGUGGGGAGACGCCCUACGGCAGCACACUCAUCCGUGGGUUAGAGUUAGAUGA